This is a messenger RNA of Cetraspora pellucida, 2016 nucleotides long. NCBI's taxonomy places the organism in Eukaryota, Fungi, Glomeromycota, Glomeromycetes, Diversisporales, Gigasporaceae. The record is from the annotation of a GenBank genome assembly.
AUGGCUUCAAAUGUCGUGGUUUUACUUCCCAAUGGUAAAAAACAAACUGUAAAGACGACACCUAUGAUGCCGUUGAAACAGAUUGUCAACGUUGUUUGUGAAAAGCAAGGAUACAAGGACUCAGAGAGUUAUGGGUUAAAGAUAAACAAAAAAACACUCGAUCUAGGACUUGCUAUAAGAUUUGCCAAUCUUGCGCCAGGCGCCAAAUUAGACUUUGUUAAAGUUUCUGCACCAAAAGUCCAUAAAGAUGUUCAGAUUGCUUUACAAUUAGAUGAUGGUGGAAGGAUGAUUGAUAAAUUUCUAACAACAACGUCUAUUUGGGAUAUACUACUACAUUUUGAAAAAAAGUCUGAUAAUGGGUCUUUAAACCUUACGAGACGAACUGCGCCUGCACCCAAAAAAAAGGGAGUCUCGUUAAAAAAAUUGAUUAAUAAAUCAAGCGAUGUACAAUUUUAUCUACAACCUGUGUGUUUAAUAUUAAAUCAAGAAUAUGGAACCAUUGUGUCAUUGAAAUCCACAACUUUACAAUCUGCUGGAAUCACAUCAGGAAAUGCUGUAUUACGCCUUCUAUUUAGACAGACUGAAUUAACACUAAAUGAUGUUUUAAGGGAUAUUUUAGAGUCAGUUAAAGCACCUAUAGAAAUAUCAUCAGAAAUUGUGUCUGCCAAAACUGUUGAUGAACAACCAAAGGUGCAAACUAAUGCUGUACCGGUACUUGAUGAACAACCAAAGGUACAAGCUGAUGCUGUACCGAUACUUGAUGAACAACCAAAGGUACAAACUGAUGCUGUACCUAUACUUGACAAACAAUCAAAGGUUCCAACUGAUACUGUGAAUACUCCUGAUGAACAACCAAAGAAACAGAUUGAUACUAUGAAAACCCUUGACGAACAGUCAAAUAUGCAAAUUGAUAUUGUGAAUACUCCUGAUGAACAACCAAAGAAACUGAUUGAUACUGUGAAUACUCCUGAUGAACAACCAAAGAAACUGAUUGAUACUAUGAAAACCCUUGACGAACAGUUGAAUAUGCAAAUUGAUACUGUGAAUACUCCUGAUGAACAACCAAAGAAACAGAUUGAUACUAUGAGUACCCUUGACGAACAGUCAAAUAUGCAAAUUGAUACUGUGAAUACAGUUGAUGAACAGUCUGAGAUGCAAAUUGAUGCUCAAAAUGAUGAUUCUGUGACAAAAAUAGAAUCUAUUUCAAAUAUAUCAUCAUCUGAUAUACAAAUGGAAGAAACAAAAUUGGAACAUCCCGUUGAAGAGAAAGAAUUAAAUGAAAUACAAUUAAUAAAAGAUGAUGUAUCAGAAACGAAUAAAUCGUCAAUUUCGUCAGUUACUAUAGAUGAAGGACAUUUUGAUCGUGAUAUAAAAGUAUUUAACCCACCACCAGAAAAUGCUGUGAUGUCAAAUACAAUUGACCUUCCGGAUUCUUUCUAUGAGUUAACUACCGCUGAACUGAGAUAUUUAUUAGCAAAACAAGCCAAUAAACAUAAAAGGGAAGAGAAUGCGGGAUUUAAGACUAGUGCUAUACGAGCUAAAGAAGAGAAAGAAAGGGAACGCAAUUUCCAAUUGCAAAUUGCCUUUUUAUCUAAGGAACAUGUCGCAGAUUUAUAUGAAUUUGUUAAGAGUGCGUUACGAACUCCCGAUCGUAAAUUCGAAUUGUACAUUAGUCCACCUAAAAAGACCCUUUCGGAUAAGGGCCUUACUUUAUAUCAAGCCGGAUUGGCACCUGCUUCAUUAGUAUAUUGUAUUUGGACAGAUAAAUUAUCUGGGAGUGAUGUUGAUCCCUAUUUAUCUGACGAAUAUCUAAAACUUAGAGAGGAUAUUCCAAAUAUCACAAUAAGUGAAAGUGUCUCUACAUCAUUCGUUUCAGACAAUUUAUCAGUAAGGAUAAACGAUGUAGUACGUAAGCAUCAGAAUGAUUCACCUAAAAGUCACGAUAGGAAAGAACACGUUGAAAGUUCCAGCAGCAAUAAAUCAAAGUUUCCAAAAUGGUUCAAAAAACCAAAAUAA